Messenger RNA from Zonotrichia leucophrys gambelii, 3278 nucleotides. It is a transcript of the gene QTMAN, whose product is annotated as glycosyltransferase like domain containing 1. Bases 688 to 2064 code for a protein of 458 amino acids. The transcript is spliced from 12 exons. Gene Ontology annotation, molecular function: glycosyltransferase activity. NCBI's taxonomy places the organism in Eukaryota, Metazoa, Chordata, Aves, Passeriformes, Passerellidae. The record is from RefSeq and is a predicted model, not a curated record.
UUUCUAUUUAGCCCACCUGGUGCAGAACUCCUUGUUAUUCAUUCCUCCCACCCCUCCCCGCUCCCAAAACUCUUGCUGAGGGGCUCGGCGCUUUCCUCGCGCGGUUCGUUUCCCGUUCCAGCGCUUCUCCCCGGGCUCCUGCCGCCCGUGCCCCGCUCCGGCAGCCGGGCUCUCCCGGCGGGCCCGUCCCGCCAUCCCCGCGGGCAGGGAGGGUCCCCGGGCGGCGGGGCGGAAGGGGGGGCCGGCGCUGAGCUGAGGGAGGGGCCGGGACGCCGGCGCGUCGGUGCCGACGGUCUCCACGAGGGAGUGAGGAGGAGGAGGAGGAAGAGGAGGAGGAGGAGGUGAGCUCCUCUGGCCUGGUGUGCAGCUGGUGGGAAGAGAGAAGCUGGAGGCCUUCCCCUGUUCCAUCUGUGCCUUUGAAAGGACCUCACUGAGGGCAGUGCAUGGCAGGCAAAGCAGCUCUGUUUAGAUUGAAGAAUGCUACUACACUCAGGAAAAUCACACUUUGAAAUCUGUCCAUUGGACUGAAGCAGAUAGGAUGGGUUGGAAGAAAUACUGCUCAACACUGAGAUCCACAGCCAAGAUUCCCAGACUGCUUUGGUGAAGAGCUCUGAAGCAGCACCACCUGGUAUUUUACUGCUGCCAGUUAUGAAUGCAGGUUUCAGGCAGUUCUGAAGUACUUGGAAAAUGAGUGUCCUUCUCAUUGAACCCUUUUAUGGUGGCUCCCACAAACAGCUGAUGGAUCUUCUCCAGGAAGAGCUACAAGAAGAUUGUGUCCUCUGCACACUCCCAGCCAAGAAGUGGCAUUGGAAGGCACGGACUUCUGCUCUUUAUUUCAUGCAAACAGUGCCAACAAGUUCUAAUUACAGGAUCCUCUUUGCAAGCUCGGUGCUUAACCUGGCUGAACUCGCCGCCCUCCGCCCUGACCUUGGCAAAUUGAAAAAGGUCCUCUACUUCCAUGAGAACCAAUUGGCAUAUCCUGUCCAGAAAUGCCAGGAAAGGGAUUUUCAGUAUGGAUACAACCAAAUUCUUUCAUGUUUGGUUGCUGAUGUUGUGGUGUUCAACUCUGCUUUUAAUAUGGAAUCCUUUCUUAAAUCCAUUGGAAAAUUUAUGAAGCUGAUUCCUGACCACAGACCUAAGGAUUUGGAAAAAAUAAUCAGACCAAAGUGCCAAGUUCUUUAUUUUCCAGUCAGGUUUCCUGAUGUGAGCAGAUUCAUGCCAGAGCAUAAACUUGCCCGUUUGGACAAGGUAAUUGGUGUUAAAAGGAAUGGAGAUGCUUAUCAGUCGGAGGGGCUGCCUGGGCAGCAGGAGAGCAGAGCUGUAAUGAAAACCAGUGAUGCACAUCCUGAGUCUGGACUUUGUGAGCCCCAGCCUGGGCUCUGCACCACACAGCACGAGGGGCUGCCCUCCCCAGCAGCAGCCCCAGUCCAGGCUGAAGCACCAGAAAGUACAAAUCCUUGUCAAGGGGAAGAUAAGCAAUGUCUGACUUUUAACCUCUCUAAUAUCUUGAGUGGACUGGACUAUCAGCAAAGACCUCUGCACAUUGCCUGGCCUCACAGGUGGGAACAUGACAAAGAUCCUGAAACUUUCUUUAAAGUCCUGAUGAAGCUGAAAGAGCAAGAUCUGACUUUCCAUGUGUCCGUGCUCGGAGAGACUUUUAGUGAAAUUCCAGAUAUCUUUUCAGAGGCCAGGGAGGUGUUGGGAUCGUCCGUCUUGCACUGGGGGUUCUUGCCCAGCAAGGAUGACUAUUUCCGAGCUCUGUGCACAGCUGAUGUUGUCAUCUCCACAGCCAAACACGAAUUCUUUGGCGUGGCAAUGAUCGAGGCUGUGCAUUGUGGCUGUUACCCGCUGUGUCCCAAAGCCUUGGUGUACCCAGAGAUAUUCCCAGCUGAAUAUCUGUAUUCUACACCUGAACAGCUUUUUAAAAGGCUUCAGAAUUUCUGCAAGAGACCAGAUAUUGUAAGGAGACAUCUCUAUAAGGGCGAGACGGCCGGGUUUUCUUGGGCAGCGCUCGGCAGUAAAUUCAGGUCUCUGCUCGCAGCAGAACCGAGGGAAGAUUUGUGACAGAUGGGGCUAAGUCACAAACUUGCAGCCUCAGGCAGAAUUGUGGAAGUUUCCAGAGUGUGCCCAUAUUUACCUGAUCAGAGAGAAAAGAAAAUCUGCAGAGGAAGCCGAGCCUGGCUGCUUGUCAUAGCUGACACAGAGCCAUCUGCCACAAACCUGUGGCGGCUUCAGAUCUCCAAUCCCUGCCACCACCCCAGCUCAAAUUAAAUACAGAUUCUUAGAGACGUUAUGAUGGUUACACAUGUCCUCGGCAUCACAUGCAGGAGACUGUUCAAAAAAAAUAUGUGGCCUGUUGUGUAACCGCACUCAUGUAUCCCAUAUGUGGUGCCACAUUGAAUUUCCGGUUGAAUCUGUUUUUAUCCUUUGUACUGGAUGACAUGGUGCCUGAAUUCUUUCUUUUCGCCGACACGAUGGCAGCCAAGCUGCAGCUUCAAACGCUCACACUUGGCUGAGUUUCUACCUAGGUUGCCAGGUUAUCAUUGGAGCCUUAUUGUGUCCUCAAAGGGCCACAGGGCCUGAAAGGAGGAUCCGAAUGCUGCCGGACUAAUUGGGCAGCCAUCUCCGGGUUGUUGGGAGGCAAAGGGCUGCUUGAGCACUUCUCUCUCUUUUUUUCUCUUCUUUUUUUUUUUUUAUUGCAAAUUAAUGACUCUCUGGCAAAGGGGUUUUUAAGUGAAGGUAUUAAUAAGGGGUCUGGCAGGUAAUCCCAUGAUUCGUGGAGUUACAUUUGCAUUUAAUUAAUCUUAAAGAAAGCUGAAAGAUAAACAGCUGUAAUUCAAACUAGCAUGGGAAAUAUGCUACGUGGUGCCAUCUAUCCGAUAAAAUGAAAGCCGAGACACUUGUUUUAUUUCUCUCAAGGAUGGAGAACAAACAGAUAACAAUCAAAAUACUUCCAAUAAAAACCAGUAGUUUAAAUGUAAUGGCGGUUCAUCAAGAAUCUUUGCAUCCAGUUGCAAAUACAGUCUUUUAAAGAUAAAUCACUUAUGAUUCCAGCAGUCAAGUCGCAAUAUUUGUUGAUGUAAAAUGUUUUGAAGAUGUAGAUUGUACAAUAAAUUUUUAAUAAAGUGCCCACUGCAAUUUUUAAUUAGCAUAUCUCAUUCAUGUAUAAGUGUGUACAUCUAUCUGUAUGUUUAUCACCGUGCAUAUCCUUGUGUCAGAGUCAAUGAAUGCAAUUGUGUCUUUAUCUGAUGAAGUAGAAUUUGGUUUGCAAGCGAUAA